Molecule: messenger RNA, 1446 nt
Organism: Ostrea edulis (European flat oyster)
Lineage: Eukaryota; Metazoa; Mollusca; Bivalvia; Ostreida; Ostreidae
Product: cytoplasmic tRNA 2-thiolation protein 1-like
Exons: 14
Coding region: 138-1331 (397 amino acids)
Biological process (GO): tRNA wobble position uridine thiolation
Cellular component (GO): mitochondrion; cytosolic tRNA wobble base thiouridylase complex
Molecular function (GO): tRNA binding
Source: RefSeq, a predicted model, not a curated record
AACGAACUCUUCUGCGUGUUGAGACCAAGAAGCUUAUCCCGGAAAAAUAUCAAUAUGAUCCAUAUCCAUGAUGCAACGACUCUGUAAACCGUGAUUGAAUAGAGUGAAUGUUUCAUAGACCCUUUUAAAACAACACAAUGCCUAUUAAAUGUAACCUCUGUGAUUCUGGAGCUAUUCUGAAGCGACCCAAAACGGGGGAUGCCUUGUGUAAGAACUGCUUUUAUUUUGCCUUUGAGGAGGAGGUCCACAAAACUAUUACAGAUGCUAAUCUGUUUGUCAGAGGGGAGACAGUUGCAAUAGGGGCCUCAGGGGGCAAAGAUUCCACUGUGCUGGCCUACGUUCUGAAAGUCCUGAACCAGAGAUAUGACUACGGCGUUAACCUGGUUCUGUUGUCUGUCGACGAGGGGAUCACCGGAUACCGGGACGACUCACUGGAGACUGUGAAGAGAAACCAACAGCAGUAUGAGCUGCCAUUAAAGAUUGUCUCCUAUGAAGAGUUGUAUGGAUGGACAAUGGAUGCAAUAGUCAGACAGAUUGGACUGAAAAAUAACUGUACGUUUUGUGGAGUGUUUAGACGCCAGGCCCUGGAUAGAGGAGCCCUGCUAAUGAAAGUAGAUAGAAUAGUCACAGGACACAAUGCAGAUGACAUUGCUGAAACAGUGAUAAUGAAUGUGCUGAGGGGAGACAUUGGACGAUUACAGAGAUGUACGGCCAUUACCACGGGAACAGAGGGAGCUCUGCCGAGAAGUAAACCAUUCAAGUACACCUACGAAAAGGAAAUUGUCAUGUAUGCUUAUUUUAAGAAGUUGGAUUACUUUUCAACAGAGUGCAUAUAUUCCCCAAAUGCGUAUCGAGGUUUUGCUAGAGCUUACAUCAAGGACUUGGAGAAGAUUCGACCGUCUGCAAUUAUCGACAUUAUACACUCCGGAGAGAGUCUGUCGGUGAAGAAGGCAGUCAAACUUCCCACACAAGGCACCUGUGAGAGGUGUGGCUAUAUAUCAAGUAACCCACUGUGUAAAGCCUGUAUCUUACUGGAGGGCCUUAACAGAGGGCUGCCCAGGCUUGGAAUCGGCAAAAGUCACAAAGAGAGACGCAAGUUAAACGAAAUGUUGGCACAGAAAGCUGAAUUGGCUAAGGAGGAGACAAAUCUAGAUAGUGGAAGGGAGACAACUGAUGAUGUGUCCGAGGAGAAGACUAAUAAGAGGCGGGGAUCAACAGAGACCACACAGAAGUGUACAAACUGUUCCUGCGAGGGAAACUGUUUGUCUGAUAAAGUGGAGAAAUUACAGCUUGACAGGCGGAAGAUAGACCCAGCUCUCAUUGACUUCUGACUUAUUUUCUGUUGUGAUGAAAUUAUUUUAACAUCUAUUUAUUUUUAAAUCCAAUAAGAUAUUAUUAUCAAACUUUGGAGAUUGUUUUCAAUAAAUAAGCUUGCUUUUGAGAAAA